AUGGUACUUUUGUUUACCCCAAAGCAUCAGAAACUGGUCAAUCAAUGCUAUCCUAGCGGGCGGACAACAGACAAGAAACCUAAGUCAUCAGAAACUUCUUAUUUACUGUAUUAUGUGAACUCCAGGAGAACCAAGCUCGAAAAGGUUAGCAGCUUUUUGGCCCGUAAGAGCACUGCUGAUUUGAACCAUAGACGCAUUGGAAACCUUUCAGUGACACUGGAACUUAUGGACAAGAUUGUGAUCCAUUGCAAGGAGAAUCUGAACGUUUUCGUCCGGGACUUUUUACAGAUUAUGGUCAAGAUUCUAUCCAAUAACAACGUUAACAACGACGCAAGCGUGGUUGAAAACGCAGAAAAGACAUUUGGCAGUAUUUGUCGUUUUCUAGACGGUGCUCUGUGUAACGGUGAUGCCGAUUUCAUCGAGUCCUUCCAAGGUUUCGUGGAUUUGUAUUUCAGAGUUGUUACGGAAAGACUACGCGACGAUAACUUGUUGCUCAAAGGGUGUACAGACAUUUCGACCGUGCAAAAUCUCGCACUGAAUCCACAAGGUAGCAUAUUGAUAUCGCGAGCAGCAGAAACGGCACUCACGAUCUUCCAGGAGAAAAACGCCCAAUUUCGAGUGCAAAGCCUCGAGGCACCAGGCGAUCUAACGAUGGCCAAAAGGCUCACAAGGACCCAAACGAACACAGAGGGAUUAGAUGAUCUUAUAAACAGCGAAGACCAUGCCAUCCAGGCACUCAGGUCCUUCUUCAGUACUUCCGAAACCGACAAGCUGACGAUUUCGAUUAAAGCGCUUUUCAAUGUUUUGGUUAAAACGCCAAAUCAAAAGCUUCUGCAGUUUAUAUGUAACGGUAUACCCGUUCAUCUGAGAUACAUCGUAGUGCUGAUUUUCAUUCGCCAAUUGCGACAGGACACCCAGCGCUCAUUGAUAAGCUUGAAGCUAAUAUCGAGCCUGUUGGUUUCCGAGGUAAGUAUAGUUGGCCUGAGCAUCAUUGACAUUAUGAGAAAACUGCUCGACGUGCAGAUCACAGCCGGUGUCUCAAAAGAGAUCUCAAGCCAGUGUGCUACUACAAUCGGAGAUCUGAAUCGCAAAACCUAUUACAAAGACCAGACUUCUGAUAUGUUUUCUGAGAUACUAAUUAGACUAAAAGACGAUAGAAACUCGGCUCGUACUGACAGUUUACGCCGUGACUUACAAGAACUGGCAACUUCCACUUUCACACCUUCCCUCAAUUUGGACACUUACCUGGAACUCAUUCCAUUUCUUCAUGAGCCAGUAGCACUGUUCAAAGUGGUCAGUAGUACGCUCGCUGGUUCGUUCUCUAUUUCUAAGCUCUUCCGUGUGAUGGACAACUUGAACUCAUCUGAAAUCCAACAAACAUUCAUGUCAGCAGCUUUUGACAAGUUCAAAGGUAUCACACUUUUAGCAGGCUUGAAGCACUACCUUGAAACUGAUGAUAUCGAAAAAAGCUGCUACUUCUUCUACCAUCUGGAGGCGGCGAAAUUUUUGGGCAUAAGCGACUACCGUUCCCAAGCCAAAUUCAAAGAGGCAUCACAAGAACGUUUCAGUCAAGACGAUUUGCUCAACUUCUAUUCAGACAUGGGAUCCAACAAGUACUCAGACAAGGGAAGACAGAUUAUUUUGUCCCAAGAAAUCAACGUUUCCACUACAGAUUUGCUGUCGAACGGGAACAUCACCAUCCGCUCCGAUGCCAACGCAAAUGGUGGCCAACUGCCCGACGGUGUUACCAUUCCGCCACCCUUAACACAAGGUUUUGGUAGCACACCGAAAUCUGCGCUAGGGUCCGAUGCCAGAUCUUUGAGGUCUUUAAAACACUCGUCGCCUACCGUCAGGGAUUUGAAAUCCGCAAGAAGCAACGGAGCACUACGGAAAAAACGCGACGCGGUCUCUCACGGUUCGCAGUCAGUGAAGUCCCAUAUCACAAAUAUAACUUUUCUUCUCUCCGAACUUGGUGAUGAUUGCCAAGAAAGUAAAAUCCAGGACCCUGACGAAGAAGAGGUGGUGAGCUUGGAGAAAACAGAUCUUGCGAGAUCAGAGUCUCUCAAAUUCCACAACACUGCCUUCAGAGGCUCUAAACGCUUGAGCAUUCCUAUCAAGCUUCAAGAGGACAGUGACGAAUUUCAAGAUGCUACCGAAGAUUUCCAAAUAACAUCUACAAGAGGGAAGCUAUUCGCCGCCUAA
This is a messenger RNA of Lachancea lanzarotensis, 2202 nucleotides long. It is a transcript of the gene EFR3, whose product is annotated as LALA0S01e04962g1_1. The coding region runs from base 1 to 2202 and encodes 733 amino acids. The transcript has a single exon. The record is from RefSeq and is a predicted model, not a curated record. Gene Ontology annotation, cellular component: plasma membrane. Gene Ontology annotation, biological process: protein localization to plasma membrane. NCBI's taxonomy places the organism in Eukaryota, Fungi, Ascomycota, Saccharomycetes, Saccharomycetales, Saccharomycetaceae.